CGUCGACAUUUCAGAAAAGUUACAAAGUUUUUGAUGAGUUAAACUAACUUUUAAAAGUUGAUAAAAAUGUGUUAAAUUAAUUUUAAACAAUAAGUAUCGUGAUUAGAAUGUGUGAAAAAAGUUUUUAAUAAGUUGUGGUGUGUACUAAGUUGUAUAACUGUUUAUUAUUUUGUGUAGGUGGCUAUCUAUGUGGAUCAGUUUGUUCUAAUGUGAAAGUGUAUUUUCGCAUAAAAUUUAGAUCCCAUUGUUCAAAACUUUCCGGGUGACUGUUAAGAAAAUGUGCCAGUGCCUUGCGUAAGACGUCGUCAGGACUCGUAAUGCAUUGUGCGUGGUAAAACUUUUUAAAACUUCUCGAAACAAAUCAAAUAGAAAAAUGAAUGUGCCAUCGCAAGAUAAUGUCCGCCUGCUGUCAUCUGACGAGGGCGGUGGUAGCUCCGACAGUCGAUCGGACAGCAGUGAAGACGAAGUCACGGAGCACGUGACAGCUACACCACCACCCAUCAUGGCUGCGGCUAGAGCACAGGUGCCCACCAUAAGUGUGACUCCACACAGUCCAGGCGUGCUAGACGACAGUUUGCAGCAAUUACGUCGCUUGCAUGCAGCCGUGCAGCGGAUGAGAGCAGCGCCUUUGCCGUUAUUGGCAACAGGCACCAGCAGACUCAGUACAUCGUGCCCGUCGUUGACCAAAGAUGGCGUCGUUGAAACUGAAUGUUCGUCGCCUACGCAUUUGGAUUUCUACCCGCAGAGUAGGAAGGGCAGUGGUGAAUCCCGACAAUGGAUAUCAUGGGAGCGUCGUGAUGAAGGCCGCCGUAGUUCUUGGGCGGCGCUCGAACCGGCACCGCCUUGUGAACAACGACAUAGAGGUGCGCUCAACGGGCACAGUGCGUCCCUAUCGUCGAUGGAGUCGGAGGGCGAAGUGCCAAGACCAGUACGGCAUUCUACACACUCGUUGAAUGACAACGAUCUUGCUAAAGAGUUCGAAAAAGUAACCGCCGCUCUACGCGGCGCUACGACGGCUCUACCAUCGAGCACAAGUUCCCGCUUACUAGCACGUCUCCCGCUACAGAAGAGCGUCUCUACGCCGAGCAUCGUAGCGGCCGUGCAGCCGCCGCAGCCCCCGCCCGCGCCCAAUGUCCUCUCCGCGGGAGGUGCGAGCGAGACGGAGAGCGACGAAGACGCGUCCACCGCUACUGUUGGAGCGACGCAAUUGACUGGACGGAGAAACAACACGCAUCAAGAGCAUCUGGGAUUGCAUAGAUUGGCCUUCCUCGAGCAAGCGGCCUAUGACCACCAUGCUGAAAAACGACGGAAGCGAGGCAGUCUAUUCUUCAGGAAGAAAAAGGAUAAAUCUCGCAAAGCGGCGCACGUGUGGCAGGCGGCGGUGGCGGGCGGGCACUGUGACUGGUGUCAACGGGAAGUUGCAGACAAGCCUGCGUUGUACUGUGAUAAUUGUACAAUGACGGUGCAUCAGAACAUAUGCAAAGAUUAUAUCGUGGAGUGCAAUAAACCUAAAUCAUCGAAGACAACAGUAGGAAAAUCUCUAAGCGCAAGCAGCGGGAAAAGCAGCAAGCGAAGUUCCGUUUCCGGCCAAUCACAGAACUCGAAUAGCACAAGUAUUUACAAUGACGAAAAGGACGGCUCUGAUCAUAAACACGAUCAAAGCAACGCAUCAGACGACGGUGUCACAGAAUGGCCAGAAGUGUACAUAACACCAGACCAAUUGGGCGAAGAGGCGAUACUUUUGGGUCUGGGCGCGGCUGAACCGGAGACCUGGGCGGCUGGUGCGCCUAAGGGAUUGGCUAAGUCGCUCGGAGAGAGGGAAACAAAACGACAGGAACACAUUUACGAGUUAAUACUAACAGAGAAACAUCACUGUUUGACGAUACGACUUAUGCAAAGGAUGUUCGUGGAAGGCAUGACCCGUCUAACCGGCAUAUCGGACUCGCAAGUGUCCCGCAUGUUCCCGCGUCUCGACGAACUAUGGCACUUGCACGCGGCGUUGCUCGGCCGCCUGCGGGCGAGGCAGCGGGCGGCGCCGCGCGUCAACACUAUAGCCGACAUACUGGCUGAAGCUUUUGCAUGCGAUCAUAGAGCGCUGAAGGCUGCUUAUGGUGAAUUCUGCUCAAGGCAUCGCGACGCAGUGGAGGUGUUCAAAGAGUGCUGCGCGCGGGAGCCGAAACUCGCGAGAUUUAUACGGAAGUGCCAACAGAACCCGCUGCUUAGGAAAAAGGGUGUGCCAGAAUGCGUGUUAUUCGUGGCGCAGAGGCUUACCAAGUAUCCAUUGCUAUUGGAACCGCUGUUGAAAACAGCCGGCGAAGAUCUCACGGAGAGGGAGUUGUUGCAAAAAGCGCUUUGUGGUGUUAAGGAAAUAUUAGUAGACGUUGAUAAUCAAGUGGCUGCCAAAGAAAGGGAAGAUAGAAAAUUGGAAAUUUAUCACAAGAUAGAUGCGAAAUCGUUUGCCAACUUCCGAGGUCGGAAAUUCAAGAAGAGCGACAUUUUACAAGGCAAUAGGAGUCUCAAAUUCGAAGGUGUGGCAACCCUCAUGCAAGGCAGGAGCAAAAUGCAAACGUUGCUGGUUAUCGUGUUGACCGAUGUUCUAUUCUUUCUGCAUGAUAAUAACAAUAAAUAUACCUUCUUUACGCCUGAUAAUAAGACGGGCGUGGUAUCACUAUGCAAAGUGUUAGUCCGCGAAAAAGCGGGUGCAGAAGGGCGUGGCCUGUACAUAAUAUGCAGCGGGCCCGCUGACCCCGAGAUGUUUGAACUGCGAGUUCAUCGGCCAAAGGAUAUCGCCGCUUGGAUACAUGCUAUACGAGCGGCAGUACAAAGUUGUCCGGAAGAAGCGGAGGAGUGUGAGAGCGGACAACACGCGCCCUCCGCUGAGGAGAAACAGCGGUUAUUGGACGCUAGGCACGAGAACAUUAGACUGAUUACUGAGGCAUUGCGUACAAAGGACAAAGAACAUGCGGUACUGCUAGAAGAGAAAAUGGCGUUGCAUAUGAAGAUGUUUGGACAUACGGGCGCUUCAACGCUCGAGUUACCUAAUACUGGUGUAACAACAGUAUUCCCGGGCGGGCUCGUGUUCCCGGACUACGUGCGUGUGUCCGCGCCGACCGCCGACACGCAUGCGCUGUGGCAAGAAGUCUGUCGUGUUGUUAAGGACGCGCUCGAAGUGUGCAACGCGUACAGUACGUACACUCCAAUGAACGCGGGCGGCAUUAGUGUGGGACGCAGUACGAGUUCAGCGGGUGAGAGGCAUUCGCUAGCGUACGAGAGCCCCGCACUGCCGAGACGGGCCGAUACUUUUGCGGGAUUUGACAAACAUCGAGCUGGUGUGCGUGCAUCCACCGACACGCCCACGGAGGGCGAAGCGAAGGCGGAGGGCGCGCGGGAAGCGGCACUGAAGCUGCAGCACGCUAUAUACACGCUCACGUGUAUCGUGUGGCAGCAGCUCACUACUAUACAUAGCUUGGAGGCGCAGGUGUGCGCGUGGCGCUCGAGCGGCGGCAGCGCGGCGCGGUCGCACGACGCGCAGCUGGAGGAGCUGCGCCACGCGCAGGCGCGCCUCACCGCCGAGCGCGCCGCCUGGGAGGCGCAGCGCGGCAACGACCGCCACGCGCUGGCACAAGAAAAACGACAACUGCAAUCAAUGCGGCAGGAGUUGGAGGAACAACAGAAGGACGUGGAGCAGCAACGCGAGAGGCUCUACAGGCGAUUGGAGAGGCUACAGCAACACGGUGGUUCACAAGAAGAAAUAGCAAGUGUUGGCACAUUAUCUCCAGAUUCUAGUGUCAGCGAUACGAACAGGCGGAAGGAACCUAAGUGGCGAAAUACGCGAGGCUCUACGGGUUCAGAGUCAGGUGCGAGCGUGUGCAGCGCUCGAGGCAAUCCGCUACCGCCUCCACAACUAUUGUCCGCUCAGAACGAAACAAGGGCUAUUGUGAGGGCACCUGUACAGCAAAUGGUAAAACAACAGUUACCAUUGAAACUAGCGAGUGGCAAAUCACAACAACCCCCGCCUGGAUACCACCGAUUGCAUGAGUCUCCCAGCGAUCACAACCAAGGUCUAGUAAUACAACACACACGCACGGGAAGCUCGCCGGCGCAGAUGCCUUCACAACAGCCCGCUAAUAACAAGGCUACGAGAACGAACACGUACCCCAAGCUGCCGGACAAGUUCAGAGUCCGUUCCCCGGACCCUCCCCCCCUGUCCAACCCUCAACAAAUCCCCCCCACUCCCACACAAAUACCCCAAAUCCCACAAAUUCCUCCACAAAUCACCCCAGAGGAGGAGGUCAUAUACUUCUGACACACCGAAAUAAGAAAUAGUAAUACAAGAUCCUGAGGAUGUCGAUUGUUCUAGAAUAAAACUGGGAUAUACUAAAUAGUGUACUAGUAAAUGGUAUUUAGAACUAAAUAUGAGAUUUAGUAUUAAUACGUAUUAUGUAUACUGAAAAUAAAUGUGACCCUAAAUGUAUUGGAAAGAAAAUAAGGAUUGCUGUUUUUUUUAUGUCUUGUUAGGUUUGGGGAUGAAAAUUUAUUUAGUAAAGAAUUAUACAAAGUCAAAUAUAGUCUUGUUGGAUACAGAUAAAUAUAUAUUUUUUUCUUUUUUACAUUUUUUUGAACAAGUCAAUUUUAGCCAAAUGAAAAUGUAAAAAUGUGAACCUUAUUUUCUUCUCAGUAUAUUGUACACGGUAAAUACUUGAAUAUUACAUACCGUUUGAUGCUUUCCGUGUCAGGAUUUAGCGCUAAGCACUUAACUUCAUAACUUAGUGUCAGUUUCAUUGCGAAAAUUAGGCGUAAAACACUUACUAUUAAAACAUACCGUUGAAAGGCGCGAGGCGUGAAGGAAUUAACUUAAAAGUAAAAGAAAGGGCUAAAUUUCAAGUAAUAACUCUUAGUUACUGCUCAAUAUUGAGUUUGGACGUCUCAACGUCUCUCGAACUCACGUGUCCAAUUUAUUAGAGAAUUAGAGAUAUUCUAAAAAAAAAGUCUUUGACAAUUUUUCUAUAUAAGUAAAUAUGAAAGCAUACGACAUGCUAAGUAUACUUAUUAAAAUUUAUUAAGUAUUGGUUAAAAUUUAAAUAAAUAAAUGUGGGAAAAUGGCAUCUCAUUCCAAACAAAAUGAAAAAAGACAAAAAAUGUCCCUUAAAAAGCUAUACAUAAAAUCAAUUCGUCAUUAUAUGUAUUUAAUUCGUGAUAUCUCAAACAUUCCUUGUUGAUCUCUUGAAAGUAUUUUUUUCUUUUCUUUAUAAAAUUAUAAUUUUAAUAUGUAUUAAUAAUUCUGUGAUCGACUGGCAACUAUUUUUAAUCUAUGUUCGCGAUAAAACGCGGGAAAAUGUUUGGCAGCUUUUUAAUUUUUUUUAUUAUAAAAUCGAAUCGGCAGCUCAACUCUAACGACGUUUUAUAAUAUUGAAAAUGAAUGAUAUGAAAUUAUGAAAAUAAAAAGUAACCUCUAUUACUUACACGAUAAGGACGAAAAUCGAAUAAUGACUCUUGUUAUACAUUAAUUUAGAUGUGUCUAACAUUUAGCGUAGAAGUUAUUGUUACAACAUGUUUUAACUUGUAAAUAAAUACUUGUUGAAUGAAGUUUGACGUAGAAUAUAAAAAUAAGCUAAAAUAAUCAAUAAAUUAUAUGACCGAAUUAAAGUACGGAGUUAGGUAAAUACUUGAGUAGUAAAUUGCCAAAUUGCAUUUUAUUUAAUAAUAAUAAUGUUCGGUACAAAUUGACCAUAUCUUCGUUUUUUACUAUAUUCCAAUUUUAUCACAUUUUACCGUUAUUACUUCACCUUUUUAUCUGAAAAUUACUUAAAUAAUCAUAUAAUAAACUGAUAUUUAGAUACAAUUGUUGCACGUUUUCCUGAGAAUUGAGUGAACAGAGCUAUAUUUUUAAAUAAAUUACGAUAUUUAAAUUAAAUAUUUUUCACAGAUAUUCUAACAAAUAUAUUUAUGAGCUUAAUACUACCUUAAUCAUUUUCAUGGCCUUUUAAAACAGUUUAUAGUUAAAAAUAUCAAUGUUAGCUUAAUAUGAAUUAUAAUUUAAAUUCAUGAAUAUAUUUAUACAUUUAUCAAAUGUGGAAAUAUGCAAACUGCUUCUUCGUUAAUAAAAAAACAUAUUUGUUAUGUAGCUAUUUCUUAUUGGAACUGUCGGUACGAGCGGUGGGUACUUUUAAUUAGCGUAAUUUUUUGCCAAUUUGAGAAAUUUUAGCCAACUAAUGUGAAAAAUUUUAACCAACUAGGUAAUGUCAGAAAAUUUAGCCAAUUAAUGUCAGUAAUUUUAGCCAACUAAUGUGAGAGAUUUUAGCCAACCAAUGCAUAACAUUUUCGCCAAAAUUCUUGUCUAAAAAGGCCCAAUAAAUUCAUCGAACUAUUAAAGUUAUAUGAGCGUUAUUUAUACAAUCCGCAUUAUCAAUAAACGUAACUUAUUGUACAUUCCUCGAUGUAUGAUAAUUUAAUGCUCAAAAGCAGUUCUAAAAGAAGUCUAAUUGAAUAAAUAAAAUUAAAAUUUGCUUUGGUCGUCAACGAAAUAGACAGCUUGAUCAUGUCAAGUUCUUCCUCUAACGAAGAAUAAAAUAGUCUUGAAAUACUGUUACUGCACUCAACGCUCGUACCGACAGUUUCACCAUGUUAUCUAUGUACAUAUGUUAUUAAAAUUUAAAUGUUAUCCACGUUUCAAGUUACGAGAUUCUAAAUGAGAUUGGCAAUUGCAUGUUAAGUGUGUGAUUGCCCUAUGAUUUCUAAUUGAUCACAAGGACCAGACUAAUAAGGAAUUGGCUCGUAUAAAUUGUAUGGAUUAUAACAUACAAUUGCUAGUCUUAUGCAUUUAUUACGCGUUUGCACAUAAUUUAAAAACAGAACGAAUACAGAUUAAUAAAAAAAAUCACGUUUUUCUUUUUAAAAUGACAAGUGAUGGAAAAAAUGGCGCCAAAACGUAAGUGUCAAAGUUUUUAGGUUAUGUGCAAAUGGCGCUUGUUUAGCUCACUUAGUAUAUUGUUGUUACAUGAACCUACAAGACUAUGUAACUAUUUUUCGUGCAUUUACUGUAAUCCUUUUUACUAUUAGGUCUUUUGAAGAGGUGAUAUUUUAAAACUAUUGUCUUUCGGGACACUUUCUCUGUAUAUAUAUGAAUGUUGAUGUUUGAAUAUUAGGUAGAUAUAUAUUGGAUAAUGACACUUAGGUAACUCUAAUGCAAUGACACCUAACAUCUCUUGCUUUACUUUCAUACUGACUAACUUGUUGCAAACUUUGAACAAGUUAAUAUCGUAUGAUGAAUGUUAACAUCAUGACAAUAAAAUAAAAUCUAUUUUUCCGAUGUAAUAAAAAAAAAGUGUUUCGGAUUUAACGUCUGUUUAAAGAUACAUAUUUUUUGCAAAAUUAUAAGUAUAUUACAAGCAAUUUAUAUCUUCGUAUAUGGCAAUAAAUAAAAUAGUUAUAAUUGUAAUGCAUUUAUGUAUUUUGUUCUUGAAAGUUUAUUAUAAUGUAUAAAAUUAUUAAGCAUAAUAAAUAUUGCAUUUAAAUGUGAGAGAGUAUAUUUUUGGGUAGAUGAGGGAAUCGAAGAUUGGUAACAAGCUAAGGGAUAUAUAUUUCUUAAUAGAUAAUCUUGAAGAUAUUAUAUUUUCUAGUAUAAUUGACGGUCCCUUCAAUUAAUACAAUUUUUUUUCAACAUCCAUAAGCAACUAUGUUUGUGAUAAUGAAGGCAUUUUAUGUCACUUAAGACAGUACAAAAUCAAUUUAUUUCUACACAUUCGUCUGUAUCAGCUUUUUUUUUAUAGUAUUUUAGUUUUAAUUAGAUCAAGAUAAGUCAAUAGUCAAAUAUUUUGUCAUCGGGAGAAUCACAGUAUUUUGACGUUUAAAUUUGUAGGUUAAUAUUAUAUUUAGUGAGACAUUACUUACUUAGGUUUAAGGAAUUAAGUUUCGUGGCAAUAUUUAAUGGAUAUGUAAGCUUUAAUUGAAUAUUUAUUAUUUCGAACCUACUACGUAUUCCCUCCAAAAUUUAUUUUUUAUCUGUGGCAACGACAAUACUGUCAUGUAUUGCUCAAUUGUGCUCACUUAUUCCUUAGCAAUCGAUUGAUAUUACAAUUUUGUAUAGAUUUAAUUAUUGUUAACGUAUCAUUUUCACUUCCAAUUUAUUUGUCAUGAUCUGUGAGGGCUUUGCCCGUAUGUAUUUAGAAUAGAUGAAUGAAAUAAACAUUUACUUAGAAUUA
This is a messenger RNA of Colias croceus (clouded yellow), 8201 nucleotides long. RefSeq names its product rho guanine nucleotide exchange factor 28 (gene cyst). Gene Ontology annotation, molecular function: guanyl-nucleotide exchange factor activity. Gene Ontology annotation, biological process: regulation of Rho protein signal transduction. Lineage: Eukaryota; Metazoa; Arthropoda; Insecta; Lepidoptera; Pieridae. The record is from RefSeq and is a predicted model, not a curated record. The coding region runs from base 374 to 4306 and encodes 1310 amino acids. The transcript is spliced from 34 exons.